This is a messenger RNA of Cavenderia fasciculata, 2316 nucleotides long. RefSeq names its product Vps52 / Sac2 family protein (gene vps52C). The transcript is spliced from 4 exons. NCBI's taxonomy places the organism in Eukaryota, Evosea, Eumycetozoa, Acytosteliales, Cavenderiaceae. Gene Ontology annotation, biological process: endocytic recycling; retrograde transport, endosome to Golgi; Golgi to vacuole transport. Gene Ontology annotation, cellular component: GARP complex. Gene Ontology annotation, molecular function: syntaxin binding. The record is from RefSeq and is a predicted model, not a curated record. The coding region runs from base 1 to 2316 and encodes 771 amino acids.
AUGUUUACACCACCAUCAUUUAUGAAACAAAAAUCAAAGGCAUUGAUGAUCAAUCUUGCCAAACCAUUAGCAGAAGCAGAUGAUAUGGGAGAGUUGGAUAUUACAAGUAUACUGCGUAGUGAUAUAGAUGGAGAUAUUAGUAUACAAGAUCAAGAAACUAUAAAAGAUGCUCUGAAAAAGGGAAUCGAUCUACGUCAAUACUCUAAACAAGUUGAAGAUGAAUUAAAUACAUUAGAUAAAGAAACUAUUUCUGAUUACUUUUUAGAAAGAGAUGAAUUUUUGGAACUUUAUAAUCAUGUUGAAGUAGUUGAUGGAGUAUUGGCAAGUUUAGAAAAGAUGUUAAACGACUAUUACAAUGAAUUGAAAAGUGUUGGAUCAGAGAUGAGCUCACUUCAAGAACGUUCAAUGACGAUGAACUAUAAAUUAAAUAAUAGAAAGUUGACAAAGGAAAAGUUAUAUGAAUUUAUUGAUGUUAUUACCAUUUCUCCUGAAUUCUCAAAUAAACUAUUAAGAGAUAAUAUAAAUGAAGAAUAUAUAAGUUGUUUAUCAAAAUUGGAUACAAAGAUAACAUUGUUUGAUGAUUACAAAAAGAUAUCACCGACUAUAUGCACAAGCAAUGAACCUCAGUUGAGUAAAUUGACGGUGGCAUCGAUCCAAAAGAUCCAAAAAUUCCUUAGAGACACAUUGUCCAACUUUAAGAAACUGUCGGAUCGACGACACACACAAAACCAAUUGGCAAAAAUGUCGUACCUCUUCCAAUUCCUCUUCAAGUACUCUACUUAUAUUGCAUCGGAAGUCAUCAAUACCUAUGUCGAGAAUAGUGAUAAAUACUUUACAACCUACUACAAAAACUAUUCAAACUCGUUGCUCAAGAUGCAAGAGGAUGCACCGACCAAGGCCGACCUCAUUGGUAUUGGGACAAACAAGUUAAAGACAUUAUUUGGUGGGUCCAACUCGGCCAAGGAAAAGGAACGUGAUCGUUCCACUGUAUCAAAUAACCUUCUCAACAGCUCGGCCACCGCCAACAGCAAGCGUGGUGUCGACAUGCUCUCCAACGAAGUGUUGGAAGCUCCAGUCAUUGAACCACCUGCUUCUGCAUCGUUUUUCGAAACCAACUUUUCACCAACCUCCUCUUCCAACCUUCCAACCAUCAAGUAUCCAUUUGAACAAAUCUAUCGCUCUCUAGUCUUCUUUUUAAUGGAUAUCACAAUUUCUGAAACUAAAUUUGUUUCUGAAUUCUUUCUUGGUGGUGAAGAUAUGAUUCAAUCAAUUUUUAUUAAACCAAUUAAUCUUUUAAUUGAAACAACUGAAACUUAUUUAACAAAUAAUUAUGAUAUAGUUAAUAUAAUAUUAAUGAUUGGAAUGUUGUAUAAAUAUAGAAAAUAUAUGGUUGAAAAGGAUAUUGGAGUAUUGAAUAAUAUGUUUGAUAAAUUAUUGUCAAUGUCAAUGGCGAGAUUUAGCAAGGUGUUGGAGAUGAUUAUGGAAAGUAUUCGAUCGCUUUCGAUGAAGGAUCUAAAGCCAAUUAACCAUUUACAGCCACACUAUCUAAUGCGUAGAUAUGCAGACUAUUUGGUUGCCUUGUACAGCGUGCAACCAUUUAUCCCCACCGAAUCACAACAAUUUGUGUCGCGUUGUGCAGGUUUAUUGCGCGACAGUUUGGAACAACUCUUGGCUCGUAUGGGUGAUGAAAUUGCUGAAAAGGACAAAUCCUCGGGCUCCAAUAAAUCACCACCACUCACUGGCAAGGUUCGUGACCAAGUCGUCAAGAAAACACCCAACCAAACCAUUCUGACAGCCAACAACUAUGGCUUGAUUCUACAGGCAAUGGCUGAACACGGUGCACCCGAAGAAGACACGUCGGUGCAACAGAUCCAAGCUGCCAUGGCCAGAACCAUCCAGCGAUACGUCGAGGAUCAGUUGGCCGAGCUUAAAUACUUUACACCCAUGUUUGCAUUUACCAAUGAAUGGGCACCGCUUGUUGAAUCCAACGUCAAGAUUAGUCUCGACCAAAACCCAUCGUUUAACGGGCAGGUCGUCGAGUCGAUCCUAUCGAGCUUCAAAGCCAAUUGGGAAAGUGUAUGCGCCAACGUCAAGGCAAACUCUGCCAAGUACUUUGAACACUGUCCAUUGGCCCGUGCCAUCUCGUUUGACGUUCUCCUUGAAAUCCUCUACACCAACUAUCGUCAAAUGAUCAUCAUUGUCAACAAACAUUUCCCAACCCUCCAACAAUCCCCUCAUUAUAAACCUAUCCAAAUCGUUACCGACAUGAGAUCAAUGAAUUCUAAUCUUACUCUAGAUGAUAUUCCUUUGGUCUAA